This is a messenger RNA of Amorphotheca resinae ATCC 22711, 936 nucleotides long. RefSeq lists its product as hypothetical. NCBI's taxonomy places the organism in Eukaryota, Fungi, Ascomycota, Leotiomycetes, Helotiales, Amorphothecaceae. The record is from RefSeq and is a predicted model, not a curated record. Gene Ontology annotation, biological process: iron import into the mitochondrion. Gene Ontology annotation, molecular function: ferrous iron transmembrane transporter activity. Gene Ontology annotation, cellular component: mitochondrial membrane. The coding region runs from base 1 to 936 and encodes 311 amino acids. The transcript is spliced from 8 exons.
AUGGCCCAGCCAAAUGCAGAGCCCGUCGAAGAGUAUGACUAUGAAGGGCUUCCACCCAAUUUUUCCCUCGUCCAGAACAUGGUCGCCGGCGCCUUUGCUGGCAUAGCCGAGCACACUGUUAUGUACCCAAUUGAUGCUAUCAAGACACGAAUGCAAAUCCUCAACCCCACACCUUCCGCUGUCUACAAUGGCAUGAUACAAGGAGGCUAUCGAAUAGCGUCGGGAGAGGGAAUCUUGAGUUUAUGGCGCGGCAUGUCGAGCGUGGUAGUUGGUGCAGGACCUGCCCAUGCCGUUUACUUUGCGACGUACGAAGCAGUGAAGCAUGUUAUGGGGGGUAAUCAGGCUGGUGUGCACCACCCCUUAGCUGCCGCCGCGAGCGGAGCUUCCGCAACCAUUGCCAGCGAUGCGCUCAUGAACCCUUUCGAUGUCAUCAAGCAACGCAUGCAAAUUCAUGAGUCAAGAAAGAUGUACAAAUCAAUGUUCGACUGCGCCAGAUACGUGUACCGGAGUGAAGGAUUAUCUGCCUUCUACGUCUCCUAUCCCACGACACUGUCUAUGACGGUCCCCUUCACGGCGCUUCAAUUUCUGGCCUACGAAUCGAUAUCCACAUUUAUGAAUCCAAAGAAAGCUUACGAUCCAACAACUCACUGUGUUGCUGGUGGUGUGGCUGGAGGCUUUGCUGCGGCCCUGACGACGCCAAUGGACGUGGUUAAGACGAUGUUACAGACGAGAGGGACAGCAACCGAUGCUGAGUUGCGAAACGUAAAUGGGUUCGUGGAGGGAUGUCGGCUACUUCGCCGAAGAGAGGGCCUAAAGGGAUUCUUCAAGGGCGUACGACCUCGUGUGGUGACAACUAUGCCGAGCACUGCUAUUUGCUGGUCGGCGUAUGAGGCUUGCAAGGCCUACUUCAUCCGCCAAAAUGAUUCAAUUGUCUAG